GCGCGCAGGGGCGAGAUCGCGACGUGACCGUGACGUGGGGGCAGAGAAAACACGUCUACGCACUUACUACACACACACACGCGCACGCACUCAAGCUCGUGGGGUUGUUUUUAUUUUUUACAUUUUUUUUUUUUUCGAUGAGCUGCUUCAAGGAGAGGAGCAGGAGGAAGGAGACCGCUGCCUUUCCGCCGAUUUACGCACGACGCGCGCAACUUUUACGCACGGGAUAUUUGGACACGCUGCACUUGAUCCAAGAGGACCCUCGCGCCUUUUGACUGAAGCUUCAAACAGGAAGCUCAGAUUUUUUUAAAUUUUUUUUUUGUGGCAUUUAACGUGGAAUUGACUCAAUUGGACACGUUUGGAUUCGCGUUUUGGGGAAACUUCUUGCUGAGCAAUCAUCAUCAUCAUCAUCAUCAACCUCAUCCGUGCACCAGGAACCUCCAGGCACCUGUUCGAGCCACGCGUCUAGCCUGAGUGUGAGUCAUCGUUAUCGCAGUGAGAUCAUCACAGGUUGCAAACUCACAUUCGGGAUCCCUUCACGUCAACCCGACCGAGGCUCGGCGGUGAGAGUGGAAGCCGAGGUGCUCAAUGCCCAGCCGGUCGCUGGCGGCUCUUCUGGCUGGGCGGCAACAUGAGGUCGUGGCUCCUGCUGCUGCUGCUGCUGCUCCUCAGGCUCGGCGGCGCUGAGGUCAGAGCAGAUGAGGGCGAUCCGCUCCCUGCGUCGCUGGUCGACCUGGUGAGGAACUCCCCCGUCUCCUCCGUGGACGACCUGAAGCUGCUGCUGCAGCACGAGGCAGACGCAAUAGAAGAAGACGAUGAUCACGGCAUUCUCACAAACCAAACACACGGACGACACAUCAGAAGCAUCGUGGAGGCUGAGAUAGCCCAGCAGGCGGCGUGCAGAGUUCGGACCGAGGUGAUGGAGGUGACCAGGGCCAUGCUGGACCGUCGCAACGCUAACUUCAUGCUGUGGCCGCCCUGCGUGGAGGUGCAGCGAUGUUCGGGCUGCUGCAACACCCGGCUGCUGCAGUGCGUACCUGCCGUCACCUCCAGCAGAUACCUGGAGGUGAUAAAGAUCCAGUACAUCAACAGGAAGGCCCACUAUGAGAAAGCCAUCAUCUCGGUGGAAGACCACUUGGCGUGCAGGUGUCAGCCGUCCUCGCCCAACCCGGCGCCGCUUACCCCGCCGUCCCGCCCUCACCCGCCUCUCCCCCGGGCGGCCCACCCGGCUCCGCCGAUGCCCCGCGGCUCCAAGGCCGACCUCCACCGCAACGACGACCUGAAGCGCAACCAGCGGUUCUUCGACAGCGAGGAGCAGGAGCCGGCGGCGAGGCGGCGGCCGCAGGGGGGAUACACGCAGCUGGUGCGCUGGACGCAGCCCAGGCCGCGCCAGUCGGCCGACGGCUGGCCGUCGGACGCGCGGGCCGAGCGCGGCGUAACGGGAAACCCGCCGCAGGUCGGCCCGGGGAGCGGACACGAAGGCAGUCGCCAGGAAGGCGGCGAAGUGCGUCGUCGGCAGUUCCCAUCCCGUAGCUACGACCGCGGAGAGUCCGAGGAGCACAAUCUCAGGACGCAAUAUCGACUCAACGCCCCCCAGUCGGACGGCGCCUCUCUUCCCGAGCCGACCCCGUCGCCCCAAUCGCAACAAAGCCCCACCCCCGUUUUGCGCAUUCCCACCAACCACAAAGACUCGGUGACCGGCCGGCCCAACAUUGAGGCGACGCCGACGCACCCGAGGACGCAAGCGGAACGUCAAACGGGGAGCGGGAGGCGGGACAGUGAGUCGGCCGAUCAGGGCGUGGCUAAGGACUUGACGCUCACAGAAGAGGACAAGAGGCAGAAGGUUCUGGAAGUGGUUCAGGGGGAGCUAGACCGAUCCACUCAUCUUCAUCCUCAGCAAAGACCUAAGCUUGGGCUCGCAAUGGCGGCGCCGCCCUCCAGCCGCCAGACCCCUUUCAGGCCGGCGUCCCCCCGUCGUAGGAGGAAACACCGCAAGCGCAUCAGCAAGGAGGCCAUGAGAGCCAUGAUCAUGUAGAGCUGAGGAGCAGGGAUCUGUGAAGCAAACCAAAGGCUGUGGGACCCAGAAAAGCAGCUCCAAAGGGUGCAUGGACGCACCGGACGCUACCAGUGCGGGACCAGAUACACACUGGAUGAACAUUGGAUUCACACUGGACACACGCUGGACAUUGACGACAGAUGCGGGUGGAUGUCAGAGGACCAAAUGUUUAAAAAAAAAAAAAAAAAAAAAAAAAGUGCAAUCUUAAAAACUCGGAGCAGAGGAACUGUGUCGCACUAAACACUGGAUGGACUCGGGGCUACGUUUAGUUGCACCCGCGGGUGCCCUGCACCUCAUGGGUGGUUCGCUGGACACCGAAGGGUGCUUUUCUGCUUCUUUUUGGCGACGUCUAAGCCGCUCGCGUUGUACUACUGCCACCUAACACGGAGCUCCAAAUACUACUGUACAAGGACAAACAUACUGUACAUGAUCAUAUUAAAAGCAGUCUUAAAAGACGUGGCUUUUUAGAGAGACGCUGUGAGACAGUGAAUAGCCCGACACCGUAUAUGUAUAAACGCGUCUAGCAACGUUUUAUUUCUUAACUUAUUUAAAAAACACAAAACAAAACAAAAAGGAUGUUGAAGUCCUUCGGUUCUCAAGUGUAAUUAUGAUGAUGAUGAUAUUAUUAUUAUACUGAUAAUAACGAUAACAAUUAUUAUUAUUGUUGCUGUUUCAAGUCAAAGGAACUGUUGGUUGUACACACUGUAACUGUAAUGAAUGUUAUUUUUCAUAGAAAAUAAAAAAGCUCAAGAGAUACAUAUGGUAUGCUGUGUGUGUGUGUGUGUGUGUGCGUGCGGGUGCAACUUAUGAAUGAGGAAGAGGAGGGCAAAGCUAUGCGAUGAAGCAUGAAAUACGAGAUAAAUGGCCUG
Molecule: messenger RNA, 2925 nt
Organism: Phycodurus eques (leafy seadragon)
Lineage: Eukaryota; Metazoa; Chordata; Actinopteri; Syngnathiformes; Syngnathidae
Gene: pdgfba
Product: platelet-derived growth factor beta polypeptide a
Exons: 7
Coding region: 632-2035 (467 amino acids)
Biological process (GO): positive regulation of cell population proliferation; positive regulation of protein autophosphorylation; positive regulation of phosphatidylinositol 3-kinase/protein kinase B signal transduction
Cellular component (GO): membrane
Molecular function (GO): platelet-derived growth factor receptor binding; growth factor activity
Source: RefSeq, a predicted model, not a curated record